Molecule: messenger RNA, 699 nt
Organism: Didymodactylos carnosus
Lineage: Eukaryota; Metazoa; Rotifera; Eurotatoria; Philodinida; Philodinidae
Source: the annotation of a GenBank genome assembly
AUGUCUAUUCAUUAUAAUAACAACACUACAAAUACCAAUAACAAUGCCACUGAUUUAUCUCCCUCUUGUUUACUUGAUCGUUUUGGACUUUUAACAAAAUCUUCAUCCACAUUAUCAACAGCAUCUACAAAUUAUUCAUCGGCUUCAUCGACAUUAUUAUCACCUACAAAUAGUUUAGUAGCUCAAAACACUAAUAAUAGUCAUCGUCAUAUUAACAAUUUAACAAUUGAUAAUUCGGAUGGUGGCUCUGUGGAUUCUGAUUAUACAUCAUUAGCUAGUUCAAAAUUAUUUGGCAAUGGUUCAUCAAAUAGUCUCCAUCGACAAGGACGUAGUCAAUCGAUUGAUGAAUUAGCUCAACAGUUGACAACUACUACAACAUUUCCAACAAGACAUUUUUCAACAACAUCAAAUUAUAAACCAACCAGUUCACUUAUGAACGAUCCAUUACAAUUCGUUAAAGUACAACCCAAUCAUGAUCUUAUCGAACGAGCCCAAGAACAAUUGACAUUAACUGAAAGGAGACGAUUACAAGAAAAUAAUUUGAGGUUAAAUAAUUUGAAUAAUACAAAUUCGAAUACGACAAUAUCAACAACAACAAGUCUAGAAAAGAAAACAGAUGAUGAUACAGAUUGGUCGAAAGUAAGUGAAAUUUUUUUGUUAAUUGAUAAAAGUUUUAUAAGUUUAGCUUGCAACUUGUAA